Molecule: messenger RNA, 869 nt
Organism: Dioscorea cayenensis subsp. rotundata (Guinea yam)
Lineage: Eukaryota; Viridiplantae; Streptophyta; Magnoliopsida; Dioscoreales; Dioscoreaceae
Product: V-type proton ATPase subunit c1
Exons: 3
Coding region: 97-591 (164 amino acids)
Biological process (GO): proton transmembrane transport
Cellular component (GO): proton-transporting V-type ATPase, V0 domain
Molecular function (GO): proton-transporting ATPase activity, rotational mechanism
Source: RefSeq, a predicted model, not a curated record
CCUUCGUCUUCAUUCAAAGAUCAGAGCUUGAUUUGCCCUAAUUCGAAACUAGGGUUUCUUAGAUCCAGGUCCUCAACGAUCGCCGUGAACCUAGCCAUGUCGACCUUCUCCGGCGAUGAGACCGCUCCCUUCUUCGGCUUCCUUGGCGCUGCCGCGGCGCUCGUCUUCUCUUGCAUGGGAGCGGCGUAUGGAACGGCGAAGAGCGGGGUGGGUGUGGCAUCGAUGGGAGUGAUGAGACCGGAGUUGGUCAUGAAGUCGAUCGUGCCCGUAGUUAUGGCGGGAGUGCUUGGGAUUUAUGGAUUGAUAAUCGCUGUGAUCAUCAGCACUGGGAUCAACCCAAAGGCGAAAUCUUACUACCUUUUUGAUGGCUAUGCGCAUCUCUCGUCUGGUUUGGCUUGUGGACUUGCUGGACUUUCUGCUGGAAUGGCGAUCGGGAUCGUCGGUGAUGCUGGUGUCCGGGCUAACGCACAGCAACCAAAGUUGUUUGUUGGUAUGAUUCUUAUUCUCAUUUUCGCUGAAGCACUUGCCCUCUAUGGUCUCAUUGUUGGUAUCAUCCUUUCAUCUCGUGCCGGUCAAUCACGAGCAGAUUGAUAAACAUGAGCUGCCACGUUCAUCGUCCGCAUGCUUUCAAGUUGCAUUCAACCUUCCUCUAGGGUUGGUUCAAUUCCUAAUUCAAGUUAGGACAUGAACCUUUUAAGGCUUUUUUGAUUUACUUAUGUGAUUUGUGAUGGGAGCUUUUUUGUUUGAGGUUCCAAAAUAUCUAUUCCUUGUCAUGAUUUAGCAGCAAUAUGCUGGGAUGCUGCUUAUUUAAGCCACAAUAUUUUCAUGCUAAUGUUGAGCCGUUGAGAAGCUCUGAUGUUUUGGAGGUA